AGCGGAUUCAGUUUCCAUUUAUCCUCAAACCGCGCCAGCAUGAUCAAGUGGAAGAUCUUCGUCCCUGCGAUCCUACAUCUUCAACUGGCGAUCGCCAUGAGGGCUUUCAAUGGCGCCUGCCCCUCCAAUAUGAGUGCUGUCGGGGAUUUGGACAUGGAACGAUUCAAAGGCAAGUGGUACACCCACUCGAUGUAUCCCAAUCUCUCGUUGCGAGUGCCAAAAUGUCAGUCGACGGAUUUCGUUGAGGAGGAAGAAAACAAGUUCAGAGUGGAGGCCCGGGAACUGAGCAACCAAACUGGCACUGUAAAGAUGAGGAAGGCGGACAUUCUGAACAUAGAGCCCCAAUUUGGGAGGUAUAUCUUGGGCACAAGGAAUACGGCAUUUCCCGAGGGCGUUCUGAUGUACGUUCUGGAUACCGAUUAUGUGAACUUUGCCAUCCGAUUUAUGUGCUUCGAUGCCAGCAAAAUAAUCAGUUUUCAUUGGGCUGUCAUCCAGACCCGAAAGCGAUUGCCCACUGUUCAGGUGAUAUAUAUGGCUCAGUACUAUGGAAGGAAAGCCGGUCUGGAAAUAGGUUUCAUGAGCAAAGUUCCCCAGGAGUCUUGUCCGCAUGACACUUGAGCAAUGUAAGCUUGUUUUGAAAUAAAAGUGUGACUUGCCAGUCUCAAUCAGCGCAUCAGA
This is a messenger RNA of Drosophila erecta, 678 nucleotides long. RefSeq lists its product as uncharacterized. Bases 40 to 618 code for a protein of 192 amino acids. The record is from RefSeq and is a predicted model, not a curated record. NCBI's taxonomy places the organism in Eukaryota, Metazoa, Arthropoda, Insecta, Diptera, Drosophilidae. The transcript has 5 exons.